Messenger RNA from Hemiscyllium ocellatum (epaulette shark), 2211 nucleotides. RefSeq names its product cytochrome c oxidase assembly protein COX18, mitochondrial. Gene Ontology annotation, cellular component: mitochondrial inner membrane. The record is from RefSeq and is a predicted model, not a curated record. Gene Ontology annotation, molecular function: membrane insertase activity. The transcript has 8 exons. Gene Ontology annotation, biological process: mitochondrial respiratory chain complex IV assembly; protein insertion into mitochondrial inner membrane from matrix. Bases 286 to 1416 code for a protein of 376 amino acids. NCBI's taxonomy places the organism in Eukaryota, Metazoa, Chordata, Chondrichthyes, Orectolobiformes, Hemiscylliidae.
GUGUGGAAGAUGGAGUGGCUGCAAUCGGGCUCAGUACAACCGGGCCUCGGUCACACGGCGCCGAGAGGUGGGAGGGUAGCGCUGGUUGUGGCUUGUGUACACCUGGUUUAACGGUGUGCUCCCAGGAGCCCACGGCUCAUGCCUUCUGCUGACGACACAUUCUAGUGCCCCACCUUUUUGAAAUUUGUUCACUGGCCCCAUGACUGAGCAAAAAGAUUGAAAUGUGGAUCUUCACAUGAAAAGGUUGGACACUCCGAAGCAGAGGAAACUUUAUGGGUCCCCAAAAUGUUGUGGUACCAGUCCUUGAAACUGGUGAAAACAUUGGCAUUGACGCAUGGUGGCACAUGUGUGUGGACGCGAUGUGCAUGGGAGAGAGCUCGAGGAUUAUCUUAUUCAGCUGCUAAUGGUAUCAUUGGAAAAGACCAAAGAAUAGGCUGUAACAGGCAAUUAUCCUCAUUGUCAAAAUCAUUUGAGGGUAAUGGUGUGUUUCAAAGUCCCAUAGUUUCUCACAGAAGGACACUGUCAUUAUCUUCACAUGUGCCUGCAUCAGCAGUUUCAACUCCUCAACCUGGCUGGUACGAAAGCUUUGCAGACUCGGUACCUGUUCAACUAACACAGGACCUCCUGAUUAAUGUGCAGCAGGUCACAGGACUACCAUGGUGGGCAAGCAUAAUUUGUACCACACUGGCAUUGCGAGCAACUGUGACGUUCCCACUAGCUAUUUACCAGAUGUACAUUAUUGCCAAGGUUGAAAAUUUACAGCCAGAGAUUGCAGAAUUAGCCAAGCGACUGCGUUAUGAAGUAUCUGUGCGUGCAAAGCAAGUUGGAUGGUCUGAAAAGGUGGCUCGUUUUCACUUCAGGAAGAAUCUUCACAGGAUCAUCUCUGAGCUAUACGUACGUGACAACUGUCAUCCUUUUAAAGCCAGUCUAUUGAUCUGGAUCCAGUUGCCACUGUGGAUUCUCAUCUCUAUUGCCUUGCGGAAUUUGAGCCUCUCAGCCUCUGAUACAGCAUCAGCCCCUGCUGUUCAGGAUCUAGCAAUGGGAGGAGUACUCUGGUUUCCGGACCUUACUUUGCCAGAUUCCACCUGGAUUCUGCCCAUCUCGUUAGGACUUGUAAACCUUUUAAUAGUCGAGAUUUUUGCUCUCCGAAGAAUCGAAUUGUCGAAAUUUCAGAAAUACGCCACUUACGUGAUCCGUGGAAUCUCUGUGCUAAUGGUCCCGAUUGCUGCAACUGUGCCCUCAUCUAUGGCUCUCUAUUGGUUUACUUCUAGCUGUGUGGGUCUUGGGCAGAAUUUGCUGCUACGCUCUCCGAGCCUUCGUACUGUCUGCCGGAUUCCCAAGAUGAAGUCUGAUUCUGACACUCCUUUUAGAGACUUGUCAGCGGGACUUAUUGCAAAAUAUUUUCCUAGGAAGUGAUGAACUAUCCUUUUGUGCGUGUAAAAUUCAUGCUGUGAUUUGAUGGGCCACAACAUAGUCCCACAUUUCAACUUUCAAAAACAAAGUCAGUCAAGUGUGUGCAACAGAUGUUAAGUCAUAUUAAAAAUGAUACAUAUGCUGGACAUUGUGAGGAGCUUCAAUGGUUGCACAUGAUUCAUUUUGAUUUUCUACCUUACCAGAUUAUAGAGAUGAAAAGGACCCAGAAUCUUGGUACUUGCAUACUGUUAUAAUUCUCUACAGCAAAUUGGUGAGACUGGCGUAAUGUUAAUGCCACUAGAAAUGUAAACUAGAGGCAAUGAGUUCAGAUCCUACUGUGGAUUUAAAUUAUUGAUUUAAUCAAAUUUGAAAUUGAAAACUCAUCAUGGUUAUGAUGACCAUCAGUUGUUAUAAAAGCCCAUCUGGUUCACGCAUGUCCUUUAGGGGAAAAUCUACCAACCAUAUCUGGAGUCAUAUGUGACUGCAGACUUUCAGCAAUGUAGUUGUCUCUGAACCUGCUCUCUGAAAAAGUGUGAUCAGCCAAUAAAUUCAAGGGUAGAGGACAGUAAAUGUUGAGCUUGUCAGCAAUGCUUACAUUCCUUGAAAGAAUAAAAAAGCUGGUGGAACCUCCUCAUCACUUGCAGCCUUUUUGCAGAUGACAUAUUUUAAUAAUUUGGUCCUACUUUCCUUCCUCCCUCUUUUCUAUUGUGCUGCUUCAGGUCGUCAUUGUGCUACUGUAUUGGCUUUGUUGAUUUAAGUUUUUAACCCUGUUAGAAUUAUAAUUGUUUUUGUAGUGAA